CCAAAUUAUUUUUUGUCAUUUGUUUUGCUUCGAAAAUUUACGAAAAAUGUUUACGAAAUUACUUCUCUCAACUUUAAUGUCCUACUAGUGAGGCAAGGGAAACUUACGAAGCAUGGAUCGGCUCACAUUUCAAAUAAGUGAGCUAGUCGAUUAUUUACAGCACACCAUUUCACCUUACAUUGAGAGCAGUACAAGAUUGGCGAGAAAUGCCUUAAGCUAUGUUACAAACCAUAGCAAUUCAGCCUUUUCCAAUCUAUUGGGACCCAGAGAUGGAGGAAUUCCUUUUCAUACCUGGAUAAGUUGGCAGUGGAGUUGGUUUUCAGGGAAUUGCCGCUCAUGCAUCAAUAGUUUUCAGCAAUCUCUUUCGGUCCACUACAGUGAAUUGGGCCAUUCCUUUGAAAAUGUGGUUAUUAUUGUUCAACAGAAAUGCUCCCAGAUGCAAACUGUGCUUAGUUAUCAAAUUUUUCAAAAACUUCUGUCUGCAGUUGAUCAAAGCCACAUCUAUUUUCUUAUUUCUGGAGUUGCCAUUGGAUUCAUCAUUGGGAUACAAAUCAAACAAAAUGUCAAACCUCUAACAUACAUGAGGGCUUUAGUGUGCAACUCAUAUGCUGGUGCACCAGAGUCUAUUGCAAUGGUUGAUGACAUGGUAGCUCCCAGCAGCUGUGGGACAGAAGAUGUGCUAAUCCAAGUUAAAGCUGCUUCCAUAGACCCUAUGGACAUCAAAAUUACCUUUGGAUAUGGCAGAGUGAUUAGAAAUCAGUAUCAUCAUUAUCAUAAAACACAUGGAAAGAUCUUGCUCUUUCCGUUUGUUCUAGGGAGAGAAUGCUCCGGAAGAAUUAUUGAAAUAGGAACAAAAGUGCAGCAUUUGGAUGUUGGGGACGAAGUUUACGCCGCAGUACCUUAUUACGCCUGCGGAACAGCUUCCGAAUGCGUUCUUAUACCUGCUCAAUGGGUGGCCAAAAAACCAAGAAAGUUGUCUUAUGAAGCAGCCGCCUCUUUGCCGUAUUCAGCAUCAGUGGUUUGGAAUGCGCUCGUCCAUCAGGCUUCUUUCAAUGAACUCACUACUCCGGGAAAACGGGUACUGAUUCACAGCGUUGACAAUCCAGUAGGGUGUAUCGCCGCACAGCUGGUAAAAGCCUGGGGCGGUCAUGUAACUGCCACUGUGAGCUCACGAGGAAUGAUUACGGCCCAACAACUGGGUAUAGAUGAUUUGAUUCUUCAUGAUGGCCAGCAUGUAGAUUUCGACACACUGCUGUUGUCUUGCUCAAAGUUUGAUCUUGUGCUCAAUACCGUUGGCUCGAUUUUGCACGAUUCGUGCCGUUCGCUCUGCCGUGAUGGAGGGCUUGUAGUAUCAACAGUCGCCUCUCCGCCUGCAUCUGACAAGUAUGGUUUGAUUUACGGAUCCUUGUACUCCGUGUGGCUCCGAAUACGACUUAAAUUUCUCAAGGAUUCUAUCUGUGGCUCUACAGUAAUAUCCAAGUCUAUUUUGGAAGAAAUCUCAAAUCUAGUCAACAAGGGCCAACUGCAACCAGUCAUCGAGCGUGUGUUCGAAAUUGACCAGGCUGAACAAGCUGGCCAAUAUGCUGCCAAGGGUGACCAUAUUGGAAAAAUCAUAAUACGAUUCAGAAAUCGGCCCUUAAACCGCAUGGAAGGACUUGCAUAGGAGCAGCACAGGAACAAAUUGUGCCAAACUUUAACAUGUAGUAAUUUAACAACUGGUGGUGAAUACAAGAAAAAUUUUGACUCUUA
This is a messenger RNA of Daphnia carinata, 1749 nucleotides long. Its product is annotated as reticulon-4-interacting protein 1 homolog, mitochondrial-like. Lineage: Eukaryota; Metazoa; Arthropoda; Branchiopoda; Diplostraca; Daphniidae. Bases 113 to 1663 code for a protein of 516 amino acids. Gene Ontology annotation, molecular function: oxidoreductase activity. Gene Ontology annotation, cellular component: mitochondrion. The record is from RefSeq and is a predicted model, not a curated record. The transcript has 6 exons.